Messenger RNA from Ostertagia ostertagi, 270 nucleotides. Lineage: Eukaryota; Metazoa; Nematoda; Chromadorea; Rhabditida; Trichostrongylidae. The record is from the annotation of a GenBank genome assembly.
AUGUCGGCGGCUGUUGUAGUUGCUGUUCUCCUGGACUGGGAUUGUAACUUGGAAGAAGUAGCAGCACAGCAGAUUGCGCCAUGCAAUGAUCCCCUACCGAUAAAUACCAGCCUGGCUCAAAAUAUCGCUAGAUGGCUGUACUUCAAAGACAGUGAAGAAGAGACAGUUCUGCAACAAGUAUCGUGGUAUUGGGUGAGCGCAUCGCUGGGAUUUAUGAAAGGCACGAAACUUGACCAAUUUGCUAACCAGUGGGCUGAACCUCUAAGAAAC